This is a messenger RNA of Trametes versicolor FP-101664 SS1, 2236 nucleotides long. Its product is annotated as ARM repeat-containing protein. The transcript is spliced from 2 exons. The record is from RefSeq and is a predicted model, not a curated record. The coding region runs from base 1 to 2154 and encodes 717 amino acids. NCBI's taxonomy places the organism in Eukaryota, Fungi, Basidiomycota, Agaricomycetes, Polyporales, Polyporaceae.
AUGACGGAGGAUGCCGACCGCGCUCCUGCUCCCGCCAUGAGCAUCGUCGAGCUCACCACCGACACUGUCCCCAACGUUCUCGAUGCCGUUCUCAAGAAAACGCAGGACAACUCGUGGACCACUUUUGCGCCAGAUGAACUCUCUGUGCUUCUGUCUGCGUUUUCACCGUCUCAGCCCGUAGCGGUCCACUCAAAGGCAUACAUCGUCCUCUCUGCUUACUGUCAACGACGUCGCGCCGAGGCUUCUACCCCGCAGGAAGGAGCCCAGUCGAUUUACAAGACCUUCGAGACACCGGUCACAUCCCGCAUUGCAGACACGGAGGAGCGCGAAGUUGUCGCGGGACUCACGUUUCUCGCUGCUCUCUUCGACGUCGAUCACCUCUCUGCGUCCAAUAUCUUUCAGCGCGAUGGGGUUCUCGAGUCAAUCAUGGAUACCCUCGAUCUCUUCCAAGCUUCGCAUGAUGUAGAUCUCGCGGUCGCACACCUGCUUGGCCGCGCUGCCGGACACAAGGCGUGCCGAGCACUCCUGGGCGCGGACCACCAGAAGUGGCUCGAGUGGAAGUCGCGUCAGACGGAAGAUUCGGAACUACGUGCAGCAGCCGCGGUCGCGAUGGUCAAGCUCGCGCGGGGCUCUAGCGUGGACUCCGCGGAAUCUGGAGGCUCGACGGAGCAGCCAAUGGAGGACGCGGAAUUGGCGGCGCUGAUGAAGGGUCUCGUUGUGGACAGUCCCCGUACGUCCUCUGUGGCUGACGCGGUCGAAGGCCUUGCGUAUAUGAGCACCACUCCGUCCGUCAAGGAAAUGCUUUCGAAAGACACCACCUUCUUGACGAAGCUCUUUGCACUCGUUCCGCGUCGGAAAGGUGCUCCCGCGCCGUCUAUGGAGGAUUUGGCAGGUUCUCCAUUAUAUGGUACUGUCGUCGUCAUCGCGAAUCUAUGCGCGUACCGUCCCCGUCUGUCCGCUGAGGAGGCUCAGAUUGCCAAGCUCAGGCGCAUGGCGAAGACACCCAAAACUGCGGGUCAGAGUGCACCGAAGGACUCGUUGGAUGACCCUAUGGAUGACGAUGAACGGGUCCGAGAGCGGGGGCGUAGGAUCCUCGAGGCAGGAGUUAUGGAGGCUCUGACGUCUGCUGUGCGCGCCACUGACAGCCGCGCCGUGCGAUCGGUCGUUGGCAAGGCUAUCCUCAGCCUGGUGGAGGAGAAGGAGAAUCGCGGAAAGGUGUUACAAGCUGGCGGCGCGAAGGCCCUCGUCACGAUCAUCCAAGGCAUCCUCACACCUCUCAAGUCCUCCGGCACGACCAAAACGCUCCAGCUCGAAGCUGCAGAUUUCGAGCCCAUGCAGGCGUUGGCGAAACUCGCUAUCACGGCCUCGCCCGUCCAAGUCUUCGGUCCGAACGAAGGCGCGAUCUACGAUGCAAUUCGUCCCUUCUCCCUCAUGCUCACACACCCGAACGCAAGUCUGCUACAGCGCUUCGAAGCCAUGAUGGCUCUCACGAACCUCUCUUCCCAAAGCCCCGAAACUGCUUCUCGCAUCGCGCGCGCGGACGACUUGAUGAAUAAAGUCGAACUGCUCAUGCUGGAGGAUCACACCCUGAUCCGGCGCGCAGCGACUGAGCUCGUGUGCAAUCUGGUUGCGGGGUGCGAGGAGGUCUUCGACAAAUGGGGAGGGGACAAGAAAUCUGGGUCGAAGUCGAAGCUGCAGGUGCUCGUGGCGCUAUGCGACGUCGACGAUAUUCCGACACGCCAGGCGGCAUCGGGCGCGCUCGCGACCCUCACCGCCUCUCCAGACGCUUGCGGAUCGCUCGUAGAGCUACAAGCAGAGCGGCACCGCGUGCUGCCUAUCCUAGGUCAGCUCAUCGACCCUGCUGUCGUGGCACGACCUCCUGGAGAUGUCGAGGAUGAAGGCGAGGACGAUGAACUUCAGACGGACCCUGGCUUGGUCCACCGCGGCAUCGUCUGCGUGCGGAACCUGCUCUACGGCAUCGAGAAUCAGGCAGCGCAAAUGGAGAUUGCAUCUGAGGCGAACCGGGUCGGUCUCGUGCGCGCGCUGGUGUUGGCAGUGAAGGGCUGCGCACAAAACCCAAGCUCGCCCAUUCUGCGCCCUGCGGCGGAAGCAUUGAAGUGGUUGUUGGAACACGGCGUGGAAGUUACGGUGUAAGAAAGGCGGGACAUGGAAGUCUGUAGUGCUGUACCAAUAGAAAACAUGCAGUUUGGAACUAAGUAUACGAUGAGUACUUACC